UUCCUCGUAUCCAACGGCUCAGAUUCCUACACUGCUCUUGCUUAUCAUUGCCCUCUUUCUUACUUCACUGUCUCCCCCUCCCUUCUCCAUUCUCACCUUUGUUAAAAAAAAAAAAAUGUCUGUCUCCAUAUUUUUGAUCAUCUAAGCUUCCGAUCCUCGUCUCACUCAGUACAAAAAUCCAAUCUUUGACGUUACGGAAAGAACAAUCUUUUCACUUUCAGUGCAAUUUUAAGAAUGGGUUCGUAGUUUUUGAUCGAGAAAAUCGCAUUAUCCAAAGUUUUGUAGCAAUCCCAUCUGUUUUUAGCAGUUUUAAGCUAAACCCGACCUGAAAGUCUCAAUCUUUGUUCAGUUUUCAGUGGUUUUUCUUUGAUUUGGUUGUUGAUUGUAUGAUAUGGUCACCGAUACUUAUUCAAAGAUGAUGUCUGAAAUGUCAAUGCGAUCGAUGUUAAAGAGUGGUGAUUACAGCGAAGAUUUGAGUAUGUUGAGUCGUGAACAGAGGCGGCAGCAUGAAGCAAGUGAGCGGGAGAAGGAGCUGAACAUAUACAGGAGUGGGUCGGCGCCGCCCACCGUGGAAGGCUCGUUGAACGCUGUCGGAGGCUUGUUUGAGGCGUCUGCGCUGUCGGGUUUCACGAAAAACGGCACCAAGGGGUUUGCAACUGAAGAGGAGCUUCUCGCUGAUCCAGCUUAUGUGAAUUACUACUAUUCCAAUGGUAAUCUCAAUCCACGGCUUCCGCCGCCGCUGCUUUCGAAGGAGGACUGGCGUUUUUCCCAGCGGUUGCAAGGCGGAGGUGGAGGUGGAGGUGGAGGUGGAGGUGGAGCUUCGGCAGUUGGAGAUAGGAGGAUAGGGGGUAGGAGUGGCGGUGAAGGGUCACUUUUUUCUGUGCAGCCGGGGAUUGGAGGGAAGGAGGAGAAUGGUGUGCCGGCGAGGAAGGGUGCGGCAGAGUGGGGCGGUGAUGGGUUGAUUGGGUUGCCGGGGUUGGGACUUGGGAGUAGGCAGAAGAGUAUUGCAGAGAUUAUUCAGGAUGAUAUACAUAAUACAAAUGGCUCAAGGCACCCUUCUCGUCCAGCUAGCCGGAAUGCUUUUGAUGAUGGUGUUGAAGCUUCAGAUACCCAGUUUGCUCAUUUACAGGGAAUGUCAGCUGUUCAGAACGGCGGUUCAUCUAGUUCUCAUACAUAUGCUUCUGCUCUGGGUGCUUCAUUGUCGAGAAGCAACACACCAGACCCUCAGCUUGUAGCUAGGGCUCCUAGUCCUCGAAUUCCACCAGUUGGAAGGGUUUCCUCCAUGGAUAAAAAAAUUGGCAAUGGUCAAAACUCAUUCAAUGGUGCCUCGCUUGAUGUGAAUGAGUCUGCAGAUCUGGCAGCUGCAUUAUCUGGUAUGAACCUGUCAACAAAUGGUAGGAUUGAUGAGAAGAAUCGUGCACGCUCACAAAUGCAACAUGAAAUUGAUAAUCACCAUAACCUUUAUGACAUGCAAGGUGAUUGGAACCAUAUUAAACAAAAUUCGUACUUGAAUAAGUCUGAUUCUGGGAAUUUUCAUCUGCAUUCUGCUUCCCAAUCUUCUAACAAUUCUUAUCAGAAUAUGGGAAGAGGCAGUGGAUUUGGUAGGGAUCUGAACAGCCCUUCUUAUAUGUCUGACGAUCUAGUUGAUAUUAAUAAUCCUGCUGUAUCUUCUGGUAACUCAUACUUAAGAGGACCUGUGCCAGCUCUUAAUGGCCGAGGAAGCUCACACUCCCACUAUCAGAAUGUAGACAAUACCUCAUUUCCUAACUAUGGCUAUUCUGGUGGUCCUUCAUCUCCAUCAAUGAUGGGUAGUCCACUUGGUAAUGGUAGUUUACCACCCUUAUUUGAAAAUGCUGCUGCUGCAUCUGCAAUGGGUGGCUUGGACUCUGGAGCUUUUGGAGGGAUGUCUUUAGGACCAAAUCUGUUGGCUGCGGCUACUGAAUUGCAGAAUAUUAGGCUUGGAAAUCACGGUGGUGGGAGUGCUCUUCAGGUUCCCAUGAUGGACCCAUUGUAUGUUCAGUACUUGAGAUCAAAUGAAUAUGCAGCUGCACAGCUUGCAGCCCUUAAUGAUCCCACAAAAGAUAGGGAAGGCAUGGGUAAUACGUACAUGGAUUUACUUGGUUUGCAAAAAGCUUAUUUGGGGCAAUUGCUUUCGCCCCAAAAAUCACAAUUUGGUGCUCCCUACAUUGGCAGGUCUGGUAGCUUGAAUCAUGGUUAUUAUGGAAAUCCAUCAUAUGUGCAUGGGAUGUCUUAUUCUGGAACACCAUUGGGUGGUCCCCUUCUUCCAAACUCUCCUGUUGGACCUGGUAGUCCUGCCAGGCAUGGUGAGCGGAACUUGCGUUUUUCUUCUGGGUUGAGGAACAUGGGUGGAGGUCUGAUGGGAGCUUGGCACUCCGAAAAUGGUGGAAAUUUGGAUGAAAGUUUUGCCUCCUCUUUACUAGAUGAGUUCAAAAGCAACAAGACUAAAUGUUUUGAACUUUCAGAGAUUGCAGGGCAUGUUGUUGAGUUCAGUGCCGACCAGUAUGGAAGUCGGUUUAUUCAACAGAAACUUGAAACUGCCACAAUUGAAGAGAAGAACAUGGUUUUUGAUGAAAUUAUGCCCCAAGCACUAUCUCUUAUGACCGAUGUGUUUGGUAAUUAUGUGAUUCAGAAGUUUUUUGAGCAUGGAACUCCAGCACAAAUAAGAGAACUUGCAGACCAGCUCACUGGGCAUGUGCUGACCCUUAGCCUUCAAAUGUAUGGAUGUCGAGUGAUUCAGAAGGCUAUAGAAGUUGUUGAGCUGGACCAGCAGACUAAAAUGGUAGCUGAACUGGAUGGUCAUGUUAUGCGUUGUGUUCGUGAUCAAAAUGGCAACCAUGUUGUCCAGAAGUGUAUUGAAUGUGUACCUGAAGAUGCCAUCCAGUUUGUUGUUUCAACUUUUUAUGACCAAGUCGUGACACUGUCUACUCAUCCGUAUGGUUGUCGUGUCAUACAGAGAGUUUUGGAGCACUGCCAUGAACCCAAAACGCAGCAAAUAAUGAUGGAUGAGAUUUUGCAGUCUGUUUGCAUUUUGGCACAAGACCAAUAUGGAAAUUAUGUUGUCCAGCAUGUGCUGGAACAUGGAAAGCCACAUGAACGGUCAUGUAUAAUUAAGGAACUAACUGGGCAAAUCGUUCAAAUGAGCCAGCAGAAGUUUGCGUCAAAUGUCAUAGAAAAGUGUUUAAGUUUUGGAACUCUUGCUGAACGCCAGGCCCUUGUAACUGAGAUGCUUGGUACCACUGACGAAAAUGAGCCCCUUCAGGCGAUGAUGAAGGAUCAGUUCGCAAACUAUGUUGUACAGAAAGUGUUGGAAACUUGUGACGAUCAGCAACUUGAACUAAUCCUUAACCGAAUUAAGGUUCACCUGAAUGCCCUGAAGAAGUAUACUUAUGGGAAGCAUAUAGUUGCCCGUGUAGAGAAACUUGUUGCUGCUGGGGAGAGGAGGAUUAGCAUUCUGGCUCCCCAGGCUUCUGCUGCUUAGAUGGGGUACGGGGACGAAGUUGUACAGCUAACUGAGGAUAAUAUGAGCCCCUCUAUUUCUUUCAUGUCAAGUAAAGGCUACGUCUAUGUAUUGAGAUGGAUAAGGCGCGAUGAAAAUAAAGAUCAUUGGUUGUACUUAAAACUGUACAUUUUUAGUUUGAGGAUAUACCUUAGAGUAGUCACGGCGCAGACGGUGAACGCACCUGAGGCCCCUGCAGAGGAGAUAAAUUAGUGUACAAGUUUGAAGGGUGUAAAAAGCGAGGCGGUAGUAGAAUUUGUGGUCGUGACUGUACAAAUGUUUUACCAGGUGGAGUCCUCCAUAAAUUUUCUUAACGUAUGGAUUAUUUUCUAAUUAAGGAACCUUUUUUUCGGACAA
Molecule: messenger RNA, 3874 nt
Organism: Pyrus x bretschneideri (Chinese white pear)
Lineage: Eukaryota; Viridiplantae; Streptophyta; Magnoliopsida; Rosales; Rosaceae
Product: pumilio homolog 2
Exons: 9
Coding region: 392-3499 (1035 amino acids)
Biological process (GO): post-transcriptional regulation of gene expression
Cellular component (GO): cytoplasm
Molecular function (GO): mRNA binding
Source: RefSeq, a predicted model, not a curated record